GAAAUAAUAACACACCUACGCCCCUGCCCACCCACACCACAGUGUCUCUUCCUAUUCCUGCGAAUCCCUAAUUCCCUUCCUCUCCCUCCCUCUACCUUCUCCGGGAUACAUGUUGCCGCCGUCAACUACUCCAACGCUAGUCACGAAACUCCGACCAGGGACCUUGAUGUCGAAAAUACUGCGGCGAUUGAACCUCCCCAUCCGUCGUUAUCUUCUCCAGCAAUACCUUCUUCCUCUAAUCCGGCGCUAGAGUCCUCUCCGUCACCACCACUGAGUUUUCCUCACCGUCAAAGUUCUUUUCCUCCCCCGCAACCCAUCGUUGGCCUCUUCCUCUAAUCCGACAUUGGCGUCCACAAUGAUAACCUUCACUUAGAAUUCGCAAAAAAGAAGGGCGGCGACGAGAUCAUCACACACGAGACCCCUAUUGUCCAAAUCAAGAGAAAAGUCGCAAGAUUUGUGAGGGCGAGUUGCGAACCGGCGACGGGAACAUUCAUUUCGAUUGGACCUUGCCUAUAUUGUUGCGGUGGUUUCAAUUAAGGGAGCAUGAACAAGAGAAGGCAAAUCUCAUUCAAAUGUCGGACUCAUACCAGAGAGGACAAGAUCAUCAAAGGCACAUGUAUUAGCCCCAAUGCUAAGCGGCAUCUACAUUUUCCACUUUUGGACUCUCAUUUCCUUCUCUUCAAUCUUACAUUGUAAACUCAUUACUCUGUUGUUGUUGUUCA
Molecule: messenger RNA, 722 nt
Organism: Linum tenue
Lineage: Eukaryota; Viridiplantae; Streptophyta; Magnoliopsida; Malpighiales; Linaceae
Source: the annotation of a GenBank genome assembly